CCACUGACUUGUAUUGAAACAUCAGAAAUAUACAUAGUAAAAUAUGUUGAGUAGAUCACUAACAGUAUCGGCUGUAAGUGUACCAGUCACAAGACUUUCUCCGGCUAUUUUAAGCUACGGAUUAAGAAGAUUUGGAGUUAAUAUUAGUAGUAAUAGAUAUUUUACUGGUGGACCAGGUAAUGGCAAUGGACUUAAUAAUUAUAUUCCUCCUUCAUUAAAUUUCUUUCAAAGAGAACAACUUCCUGCUAAUACCAUAGUAAGAUUUGUACCUCAACAAACUGCUUGGAUUGUAGAAAGAAUGGGGAAAUUUCAUCGUAUUUUACCUCCUGGUUUAACAUUUCUUAUUCCAUUUCUUGAUAAAGUUGCUUAUGUUCAAUCACUUAAAGAAUCAGCUAUUGAAAUCCCUAGUCAAAAUGCUAUAACUAGUGAUAAUGUAUCAUUAGAAUUAGAUGGUAUUUUAUAUAUUAAAGUUAUUGAUCCUUAUAAAGCAAGUUAUGGAGUUGAAGAUUUUAAAUUUGCUAUUAGUCAAUUAGCUCAAACAACUAUGAGAUCAGAAAUUGGAUCUAUGACAUUAGAUGCUGUAUUAAAGGAAAGACAAGCACUUAAUAUUAAUAUUAAUCAAGUUAUAAAUGAAGCUGCUAGAGAUAAUUGGGGUGUAGAAUGUCUUAGAUAUGAAAUAAGAGAUAUUCAUCCACCUCAAAAUGUAUUAGAUGCAAUGCAUAGACAAGUAUCAGCAGAAAGAUCUAAAAGAGCCGAAAUUUUAGAAUCUGAAGGUACAAGACAAUCAAAGAUUAAUAUUAGUGAAGGUGAAAAGCAAAGUAUAAUUUUAUCAUCCGAAGCUAAUCAACAAGAACAAAUUAAUAGAGCCAAUGGUGAAGCUCAAUCAAUUCUUUUGAAAUCAGAAGCUACUGCUCAAGCCAUUAAGAAUAUUGCUCAAGCUAUAAGAGAUACUCCUGGUGGUGAACAAGCAGUUAGCUUACAAGUAGCUCAAGAAUAUAUUAAAGAAUUUGGUAAAUUAGCUAAGGAAACUAAUACUGUAGUACUUCCAGCUAAUUUGGGUGAUCUUGGAGGUUUAAUGGCUUCUGGAUUAUCCUUAUACAAGGGCUUAAAUAGUACUGUAGAAUCAACAUCAUCUACUGCUAAUAAAAUUAAAAAAUAGGCGUUAUAUCUAAGAACAAAUGUACAUAUUUUAUCUAUCAAUAUAUAUAUUUAUAUAUAUUUAUAAUUCAUUCAUUCACUUGGCUGCUCUCUUAAAGAACCCAUCUAGUGCUCCCUUGCCUAUGG
This is a messenger RNA of Scheffersomyces amazonensis, 1284 nucleotides long. RefSeq names its product Slp2p (gene SLP2). The record is from RefSeq and is a predicted model, not a curated record. The transcript has a single exon. Gene Ontology annotation, biological process: mitochondrion organization. Bases 44 to 1159 code for a protein of 371 amino acids. Gene Ontology annotation, cellular component: membrane; mitochondrion. NCBI's taxonomy places the organism in Eukaryota, Fungi, Ascomycota, Pichiomycetes, Serinales, Debaryomycetaceae.